AUGGAGACUACGUUGUUGUGUGGCAAUUUGAAUGUACGAGUUUGUAGGGUAUUGCAAGAAAGAGAUGGUCAUUACCGUGAGAUUAACACACGGGUCGGUCCUCGCUUGGAGUUACAAGGCCUACGUGAUAUGGUACUCAAAGGUUACAGCCUUUACGUCCUCACGAAACGUGACUACAUUCGACACCUGGAUUUGUCUGGAGAAGAUGGUUUCAAGGAUGUGUCCGAGAACCACAGGUUGCCAAGGUGGGAGCCAAAUCUGAGUACUAAGGAGGAAUAUGAAAGACUCAGAGCGAUUAAGGUCACCUCAAGGAGCGAUAGUAUUGUUGUGAAAACAUCAGGAGAGGUUUUGUAUGUCCAUAGCAGAUCUUACGAGACGUCGACCUUGGAAAGGCCUAGGACGUUCCGAGUGUUCAAGAGGGAUCCUAAACAGGUACACCCGAGUACCAACGACGACACGCUUGCUGAGGUAGAUUCUCUUGGUGAUGAAGCCCUGUUUCUUGAUUUGGGUAUCACCGUGAAAGUGGCUGCUGAUCACAUUGGUAUUGAGCCAAACUCCAUCUAUUUCACGCGUGGUGACCGUAUCCGUCACAAUAAUGUUUCAUGCCUCGACAUGUGUGUGUACAAUCUUGCAACAAAGAACAUCAACCGCUUCCAUUGUCUCUCCAACUUGGAAGUCAAGGAUGCUCAGUGGUUUCUCCCUUCUUGA
Molecule: messenger RNA, 708 nt
Organism: Microthlaspi erraticum
Lineage: Eukaryota; Viridiplantae; Streptophyta; Magnoliopsida; Brassicales; Brassicaceae
Source: the annotation of a GenBank genome assembly